Messenger RNA from Sphenostylis stenocarpa, 1737 nucleotides. NCBI's taxonomy places the organism in Eukaryota, Viridiplantae, Streptophyta, Magnoliopsida, Fabales, Fabaceae. The record is from the annotation of a GenBank genome assembly.
AUGGAAGGGGGUCACCAAACUGCAAGCAAGGCCGAAUUCACAGAAUGCUGGAACAGAGCAACAGGUUCACCAUACAUUAUGCGCCUUGCUUUAUCAGCUGGCAUUGGAGGUCUUCUAUUUGGCUAUGACACAGGUGUGAUCUCUGGAGCUUUAUUGUACAUUCGAGAGGACUUUGAACAAGUUGAAAAGAAAACAUGGCUACAGGAAACGAUUGUAAGUAUGGCUGUUGCAGGAGCCAUCAUUGGUGCUGCAUUCGGAGGAUGGAUGAAUGACUAUUUUGGGCGAAAAAAGUCGAUUUUAGCGUCUGAUGUUUUGUUCUUUGUUGGUGCAAUAAUUAUGGCUAUUGCUCCAGCUCCCUGGGUCAUCAUUGUUGGGAGAGUAUUAGUUGGUUUGGGAGUCGGCAUGGCAUCCAUGACUGCGCCUCUAUACAUCUCAGAAGCUUCUCCUCAUAACAUCAGAGGAGCUCUAGUCUGUGUCAAUGGUUUGCUUCUCACAGGAGGACAAUUUCUGUCCUACCUUAUCAAUUUGGCAUUCACCAAGGCACCAGGAACAUGGCGAUGGAUGCUUGGGGUGGCAGGAAUUCCUGCUGCGCUUCAGUUUGUAUUAAUGUCGUCCCUCCCUGAAUCACCCAGAUGGCUCUACAGACAGGGGAAGGAAGAGAAGGCAAGGAACAUCCUGUUGAGAAUCUAUCGGCAAGAGGAAAUUGAAGAGGAGAUAAGAGCGAUGCGAGAGUCCAUUGAAGCUGAGAAGGAGGAAGACUCGAAUGGGAAAAAGAAUUUGGUAAAAAGAUUAAAGGAUGCCUUUAAAAAUGAUGUAGUUCGAAGAGGUCUGUAUGCUGGCAUCACUGUUCAAGUUGCUCAGCAGUUUGUGGGCAUUAACACACUCAUGUAUUACAGCCCAACCAUUGUUCAGUUUGCUGGAAUUGCCUCUAACUCCACAGCUAUAGCUCUCUCUCUCAUUACAUCUGGUCUCAAUGUUGUUGGCACUGUCUUGAGCAUGGUAUUCAUUGAUAGAUACGGAAGGAGAAGACUAAUGCUCAUUUCCAUGGUUGGAAUAAUUGUGUGCCUCAUCAUUUCAAGCGCUAUCUUUUACCAGGCAGCUAAACAUGCUCCUGCAGUUAGUAACAAGGACACCCUCGGUUUUGGUGCCAACUUUACAUGCCAGGCUUAUACAAAUGCCCCUAACUUCUCUUCGUGGAACUGCAUGCAAUGUUUGCAUGAAAAGUGUGCCUUCUGCGCCAACAGCGACAAUGAAUACCAUCCGGGUGCAUGCUUGUCUGCAGAAAAGAGUAUAAGAGGAGUGUGCCGUGCAAAUAAUCGAGUAUGGUUUUCUCAGGGUUGUCCAAGCAAAAUUGGAAUCCUAGCUGUGGCAGUGUUGGGAUUGUAUAUCCUAGCAUACUCUCCAGGAAUGGGAACAGUGCCUUGGGUUCUGAACUCAGAGAUAUACCCGUUGAGAUACAGAGGACUAGGUGGAGGUAUAGCUGCAGUUUCCAACUGGUGUGCUAAUCUCAUUGUGAGUGAGUCAUUCUUAAGCAUGACUGAGUCUUUAGGUGCAGCCGGCACAUUCCUACUUUUUGCUGGGUUCUCCGUGGUUGCAAUUAUAGCAAUUUAUGCAUUAGUGCCUGAAACCAAAGGCCUUCAGUUUGAGGAGGUAGAGAAGUUGCUUCAACAAGGCUUCAAACCCUUCCCAUUUAACAAGAAAAAGAAGGACCACAUGCAAAAGGUGGAUAACAACUAG